AAGCAUACGUGUUUUCACUUAGCAUUGUAAACGUUCUUUCUUUCACAGAUCUCGAGCCGAACAGGCGUGAAAAUUUAUGUAUGCGGCGUGACUUAGCUAUAGCAUUCAACAAAACUGUACCAUACUUGAAAUAUGCUGUGCUCAUCUAGUGCUCAAGCGUUGAAACUGUUCAUCAAAGAUCCCAAUAUGAGAAAAUUUAGUGCUUUAUGCUCUUUUGUAGUGCGGCACAAUAAAAAAGCAUCCUUUGAAUGGACAUCGAAAAGAAAUUCUCAUACCGAAUCCCUCAUGAAGAAGUAUGCUUCGAAGAUCAUCGACGGGAAGAAGAUCGCCGCCCAGAUCCAGGCCGAGAUCAAGUACGACAUCCAAAAGUGGCUGGCCAGGGGGAACAGGGGCCCCCACCUCAGCGUGGUCCUGGUAGGGGACAACCCGGCCAGCGCAGUCUACGUCAACAACAAACUUAAAGCAGCCCGAAACACAGGCAUCUCGAGCGAGACCAUCCUCCGUCCGGCCAAGACCUCCGAGGACGAGGUCCUGUCCAUCAUCCGGGAGCUGAACGACAACCCGAACGUGGACGGGAUCCUCGUCCAGCUGCCCCUCCCCAGCCACAUGAACGAGAGGCGGGUCUGCAACGCCAUCGCGCCGCACAAGGACGUCGACGGAUUCCACGUCGUCAACGUCGGACGGUUCUGUCUGGACAUGAACGCCCUCAUCCCGUGCACGCCCCUGGGCAUCAUGGAACUGCUGCGCAGGGCUGGCAUCGAAACAUUUGGUAAAAAUGCAGUCGUUUGCGGAAGAUCAAAAAAUGUUGGAAUGCCCAUGUCCAUGCUCUUACACGCUGAUGGAAUCAACGAGACACAAGCAGGUGACGCCACGGUGACGAUCUGCCAUCGGCACACCCCCGCUGAGCAGCUGGUGGAAUUCACCAAGCGGGCCGACAUCCUGGUGGUGGCCACAGGCAUCCCCCACCUCAUCACCGCAGACAUGGUCAAGGAAGGGGUGGCGGUCAUCGACGUCGGCAUCUCGCGCAUCAAGGACCCCGUCUCGGGACAGUCCAGGCUCGUCGGGGACGUCGACUUCGACAGGGUGAUAGAAAAAGCGAGCUACAUCACCCCCGUGCCAGGGGGUGUGGGUCCCAUGACGGUGGCCAUGCUGAUGAAGAACACCUACACGGCUGCCUGCAGCGAGGUCCAUUACCAGACCGGUACCAUCGCCGAGUACCAGACCUGGGACGACGAGUCGGAGAAUGUCGCUUUCGUCAUUUGAGCUUGCUGGACUUGACCCCAUGUGAUCCUGUUGCUCCGUUUGCAUGUGAUACACGGAACGAUAUUGUGGGACACGUUAUGGUUUGACUCUCAUAGGAUGGACUUCCGACGGACCAAAGAUGGAUUCCAAUUCGCUAAAAUAGGAGAGGGGAAAACCGGUUUUAGAAAAGCGAUGCAUGAUUAUGGUUGGGCAUCGUCAUUGUACAUUUGGGGAUAAAUUUACGUAAUAGUUUUGGUCUGGACCCGUUUGGUUGAACUUCACUUUUCAAAAGUCUCUUCGGUUUUAAAAAUAUUUAGUACAUUCUAAAUUAUCUUGCCUUCUUGGUAAUGAAUCACCUUCUGGGAAUACUGAAUCGAAUGUAUACUAACAUGUUCUAUUUGAAAAUAUAAAGCACAUUCCAAGGAGAGCCCGUAGCAUACAAGAUUUAUAUAGGAAACAAUGAGCGGUUAAAGAUUUAUUCACAAGAAAUUCCUGCAAUGGAAUCUCAAAUGUGAGUCAAUAAAGCUAAUAACUCCUCUUAUUUCUGAUGCUCCCAGAAAGGAAAUGAACUCCCUCAUAGUCAGGCCUCAUCUUAUCAGAGCCAGACUAAACCGUUACUUUUAGCUACACGCAUUGUCUCCAAAAGAAGAAAACGAUUUCAAAAUAGUGACAUGGAUUUUCUUUCAUUGUCGGUUUUCAUUCUCUACUAGGAAUGAAUGCGCAAAUUGAAAUAUGACACCAUUCAUAACAGUUCAGCAAGUGUCAACGAAACGCUUUUGAAAUCUUUGUGAACUGUAAAUUGCAUAUAUUACAGGGUUGCGGAGUCGGAGGCUUGAAAUUCCGAGAGUCGGAGUCGGUUAUUUUCCCUCAGACUCCGCAGCAUAGCCGAAGGUAAACAUUUAGUUCGAAAGAGUACGUUUACCAAAAAGUUUUCGUAAGUUAACCCUUUAAGAUCUGAUUUGCCAUUUCUUUUAUUUUAACAUGUUACACAGGGGGGGGGGAGACGGUAUGAAGUGAUUUAUUCGUGCGUCUUUUUGAUUCGUAUUAUUGACGUUAAUAAGAUUACACAAAAACACUUAAAACGGGAAACACUGGAUUAGAGUGUUUAGAUUGAAAUAUUUUAUCAUUUCUAAUAUUUCUCCUAAUUUUGUAUUUUAUUUUAGAAACUAUCAAACAGUUUUGACUUCUGGUACGAAUGGAUGAUUGAAACAUUUCACUGUUUUAUGUUGUUCAAAUAAUGUGCAUUUUGUAGUAUAACGUGCACCAACUUUCUAUAGUUCAACGCGAGAAAGGUGACUUCUUUUUUUCUAAAUAGCUAAGAUUUAAAUCAAGUAUUUAAAAGGGAAAAGACAGUAUGUUUGUAAGUUGUGGUAGUGGAAAAUUGUAGAAUUAAGCAGACAUGAAUACUAACAUACUAACUAGCAAUGAACUGCCAAAUAAUAGAUCAUUGAAGUUUUUACGAAUCAUAAUUAACACUGCAAAUUGAGCUUUUAUUAAUUAAACACAUCAAGUUCUAUAAAGGUUGCGUUCGACAAAACUCACCGGUCGACCGGUAAGUAACUGGUUACUAACCGAAGCGUUCUAUGAUCAACCGGUUACCACAGCGGUUACCAUUCUAAGCAGUUGAUUGGUUGAUUGUAACGCGUGAUCAUUAGCUGUCACGUGAUUAACUAACCGGUCGCUCUCGGUCGAGCUCGUCGAACGCAACCAAAGCAAACAUUCAUUGUUAUUUUGAGCAUUAUUUUGCUUGCGUAGUUAUUAGUUAUUUAGAAUGAGAAAAAAAAAAUUACCUUCAAAUUUAUUUGUUUUCUGCUUUAGAAUUAAUAAAUUCUAAAGAUUAAAAUGUAUUAAAAAAUACCGCAGACGAUAUUCAUUUUUGAACAAACUCGUUCUAAUAACUUGAAUUUUAGUACGCAAUGCAUUGUGAGUGUCCAAUUAAGCAAGAAAACUACUCGCCAAAAAAUGUGCCAAAUCGGCUAGACUUGUUUUUGUUGAUACUUGUUUCGGAAACUUGAAACUGGUUUCUUACUUCAAAUGUAUUUCUUAAAAGAGACUAGUGCUAAUGGAAAUUACACUUGAAGAACCCUAACUGAUUUACAAGUGAUUUCAGAUGAAUUAUGGGUUUGAAGGCACUGCUUGUUUACUUACGAAGGUUAGUUAACUAAUAUUUGAGUUUUUUAGUAUAUUGAAUGCUUCUAAACUUGUUUUCAGUAAAUGUUAGGUACGCCAUUUUUUUUAAAGACUAUUUUGUCUGAAGAAUGACAACUGCGUUCGAUUUUUUUUAACAAUCGGUGAUAUAUUAUUGUAUAUAAAAAUGUGACAUUCAAAUUUCAAUCACAAAAUGCGUUUUGUGAUUUAUAUUAUUUAACAUUUGUACGCAUGUUUAUAAUGCCAAUCUCUAGAGAUUUAUAACUAUUACUGAUGUAAUAACUUUACGUCGACUUUUGUACAUCAAAAUGCUAUGUGUAACAUUUACACCAUUUGGUUGUAUAUUGUUUAUUUUAUGACAUUGUUCUUAAAGAUUGUGUUGAAUGCAUUUAUUUCAAUAAAUCGUUUUAAGAUA
Uloborus diversus is the source of this 3805-nucleotide messenger RNA. RefSeq names its product bifunctional methylenetetrahydrofolate dehydrogenase/cyclohydrolase, mitochondrial-like (gene Nmdmc). Lineage: Eukaryota; Metazoa; Arthropoda; Arachnida; Araneae; Uloboridae. The transcript is spliced from 7 exons. Gene Ontology annotation, cellular component: mitochondrion. The record is from RefSeq and is a predicted model, not a curated record. Bases 133 to 1263 code for a protein of 376 amino acids. Gene Ontology annotation, biological process: tetrahydrofolate interconversion. Gene Ontology annotation, molecular function: methylenetetrahydrofolate dehydrogenase (NADP+) activity; methenyltetrahydrofolate cyclohydrolase activity; methylenetetrahydrofolate dehydrogenase (NAD+) activity.